ACAAAAGGAAGUGGACGAUACGAAUGCACUUUUCGUCCUUCGUCCGGGUUGCGCUGCCCACCCCUAGGAAUAUGUUCAGUCACCAACUCGCCCAGCUUGCUGCGUUAAUAACUUCAGUAUAGUUUGUGUUGGUUAUCAGCAGGUUCGUGCAUAAAAUGCAUCAGAAAAAAAAGCCAGUGGUCGCACAAGGAAUGCCGCUGGCAGCGUCAACGUUUCGAGAGAAAAAAAGUCUUGUCGUCGUCAGUGCAGCAGCGGCUGCUGCCCUCACGAAAGCAGGACGACUAAUCGCUUGUUCAACUACUGUUGAUCAUAUGAGAAAGUAGCAUUUGCUUUAACUGUUUAUUUUGCUAGAUAUUCAGGUAAACCACUAAAUGGGCACUUUUCUACGUAACAAAAGGAAGGCAAUAUCGAGAGCAGACUUCGUGGACAAUGAUUUGAGCGUUCUAAGCCAGUUAGAAGAAAUGACACGUACACUACGACGUGGAACAGAUUUUAAGGCACUAACGAUACACUAGAGCUGAGCUAGCCUACUCUAGCUUGAACGAAUGAGGGUUCCAUGGUGCUAUUUUACCAUGCAAACAUUCUUGCGCAUGUAACAUGGAAUGCGGUUAGCAUAGUUGACUACGUAAUUAAUAUGCCUGCCAAGAAAGGUUAGUAUGUUACAAUGUGCUCCUAAAUACUGCCUUUCCUGAUGUGCUGCCAUCACUGCUGUAGUUUGUAACUGUAUAAUAGAACGACGUCAUCAGAGCGUUAAUUCACUCUUAUUAGGAUUAAGGCGCAUGUUCUCGUGUGGUACAUCAAGCGGAUGCAUUGAUAAUGCCUUCAUGGAUAAGAGACGUGUCAGCACUAGAGGAAGGCAUGUUAUAAUUUACGAAAGCAUUCUAAUUCAGGGACCGAUAACGCCACGCAACUUACUUUAAUGCAAAAACAUUAUAUGGCUGAUGAUCCAGGUGGAAAAUCCGGCGUUGGCGUGACCAUACGAUGGUACAAAAAGGCUACGAACCCUCGACCUUUGGCGGGAGUCAAACUCAAGGCCUUCGGUGCUAAUUAAGGCGGAGCUAAUUAGGAUUUAUUUGAUCAAGAUACAUUUAAUUAAGACACUCGAACCGUAAGGCUUUGGUGGAAGUCGAACACUGGACCUUUGGUGGGAGUCGAACCCACGACUUUUGAUGUUAAUUAAGGCGAAGUUAAAUUAAGACGGGUGAAAGAGCAUAGGCAUCGCGCGGUGUUCGCAAUGCUUUCGCAUUCAUUCACGUAGGAAUAACUAAAUGCCCCUUCAAUUUUUACGAGUGACAAAGCGGAGGCGGCCGAUAACAGUAACUAGAAUAGUUUUCACAAUGCGAUAAACCUCACUUCUGCUAAACUACCUGUGAGACGCUCAGGCAGCAGGCGAAAUUUGUCUAUAUAUAGCUGCGAUGUGCCUCUUAUUCGUACCUCUUUCAGUUAGUGGAUGAUUGUCUCCACAGGCGUAAUUAGCGGACAUUCCGAAUGCGUAAGUAACGCUUUGAAUCGUAGUCUAGCUUUGAACAAGGGCGCCACUGUGAUGGAAAGUAAUCUAUCGACAACAUAACCCGUCUAUGCCGAAUCUCCGCUUAAGUUCUUUCACCGGCUGACUGCUUACCGGUGAGAGAGAGAGAGAGAGAGCAGAACGCAAGGGUGGCUACUUUCAGACAUUGCGCAAACAGCUUGCCAAAUGGAGCCCCAUGAUCCUGCUUGGAAGCACCCUGUCGUAUAAGCAAAAGUGAGGCUGGGAACGAAAAAGACAAACGGAGAACGUGAUGAGCUGACUCAUUUCACCACGACGAAAGAUAGCGCGGCCCUGAUCCCCUGCCUAGCUCUCUAUUACUUUUACUCGUGCAUCCAAGGGGGCCAACUAUCAGAUAGAUCAUUCUCCGCGGCCAGACAAACGAGGCGGUUCGGAAAGAAGGCAAAGAGUCGGCGAUGCCUCAAUAAUCGGGCAGCCGCAGACGACGGCGCCCGCCGGAGGAUCACCGAGAAAGAAACAGGACCAACAGGAACGAACGAACGUGAGCGCCGUAAUCACGGCAGCUGGAGGUAAUUUGAUCUGUCAUUUGCGCAACUAUCAGCUCUGCGCCGCAGUCGGUCGGUCGCUUUCGAGGAGGGGGCGAGCGCCGCCGGCCAGUCUAGACGGCCGACGACACGCGUGCAUUCGCCGCCGCCGCCUCCUCUUCUUCCCAAGGAGCUCGAGAACCGGAUGCGUUGCCGUGCAAGCAGCGCCCGUUCGGCCAGCUUCCUUCCACAGUGAUCGCGGUGCUAGGUCGCCCAAGAGCGCCGUCGCCGUGCAUAGAGCCGGACUCGAAGAAGCAAGGCCGGGCCCGGAGUCCGAACUCUGAACCCUGGCGAGGAGGAGGAGCAGCAGCAGAAAACGGUGCUUUGACCUCGGCGCCGCUUCGAGCCGUCGCCGACGGGGGCGCGACUGCGCCGGCAGCGCGCCGAGGGCGAGGAGGGUUCGCCGGCGCCAGCGGGGCCCCAGCAGACGCGCCAGUCGGCCUCUUGCUAUGCGCCGAGUGCUGUUGUGGGACGACUGCAUCUACCGUGUGGGGGCGCCGCGCGUCGUCGUCGCAGUAGUCAUGGCCGCCGAGCAGCAGCAGCAGAAGCGUGUCUCAUCGGCAGUUGCGGGCCCGUGCUCUAGCGCCGGUCGUGUUUAGCAGUGCGGCCCGGCGGCAGCAGUGUGCAGCAGUGGCGACCGUGUGCAUGUGGCGCGGUGCUCGCGGGCGGCCGUCGAGCCCCAGAGCCGCCGCCAUGGGGGCCGGCGGGGCCGCACUGGGGCGGCGGCGACAGCGGCAGCGGUGAGCAGCGCGUCCCGCUCGGCGGCCUGUAUGCCACGGCGAGCUGGGACACCUCGGCGCUAUGGUGUGCGUUCAUGUUCGCCAGUAAGCGGUGCAAAUUGUUGAAACGCCUGUGGGAAGAAAGCGUCAAACUGGUGGCGUCGUACUACGCGUCGCCGCAGCCGCCGCUGUGCGCGGCGGCAUCGCCGACGGUCAGCUAUGAAGCCUUCUGUUCGCUGGAGGACCGCAAGGCCGUCGAGUCGAUGCUGAAGCAUCUGUGCGUACCGCAGCUGCAGACGAUGCUGCAGGCGGUGCAGACCAAGGGACGUAAGGGCUGCGAUUGCCUGCUGUUGCCACACCACGACGUCGAGCUGCUGCACGAGGUUGUGGCGCCGCACGUGCUCUGCUGCCGACUCUGGCGCUGGCCCCAGCUCCGGCACCACUACGAACUGAGGCGCUUGCCCUGGUGCGCGGCCGCGUCGCCACCCAAGGUCUGCUGCAACCCAUACCAUUGGAGCAUCGUGCAGAAGCCAGAGUCUCCACCGCCACCGUACAGUCUGCAGACCUUGGAGGAGAGCUACCUACCGAUUGAAUCGUCGCCGCCGCCUCCUUACAGCUUUCAGUCGAUGGCAGAUGCCUGCUCGUCGCCUUUCGGCUACUCGGCGACGACCCCUGUGGUGGACUGCACCGCUGGGCCAGUCGGGGAGGCCAGCGGGGACGACGGCGAACCGUGGUGCCGCAUCGCCUACUGGGAGCUGAACGAGCGCGUGGGAGACCUGUACUCGGUGCAGCGGCCGUGGUUGCAUGUCACCUUCGAUGAGUGCGCUCCCUCGUCGGCGCGCGAAGAGGCGCUCCGGCUGCACUCGCUGGCUGAGCGCUCUUCUUCCCCCGGCGCGCCGUGCAAGGAGGAGCGCGACGUGGUGCGGACUACGCGUGCCAAGAUCGGCCAGGGCCUGACCCUGCUGCACGAGCGCGACGGCGUCUGGCUCUACAACCGCUCCCAGCACGCCGUGUUUGUGGCGUCGCCGACGCUCGACGUGCCCACGGUGCGCAACCUCACAGUAUUCAAGGUGCUGCCCGGCUACUGUCUGCGCGUCUUCGACUGGGAGCGGGCGCGCUUCUACCGCAGCAUCCCGUCGGUCUCGUGGGACGGCCCGUACGCGCCCAACGUGGCGCGCAUCUCCUUCGUCAAGGGCUGGGGCCCCAACUACGUCCGCCAGGUCGUCACCGCACUGCCCUGCUCCCUCGAACUGUUUUUUCGCACCACGCCGCCUCCGCCCAGGUGAUGGGGCUGAAAAGAAAAGAAAAAAAGAACUCUCGUUUUCUUUGUUCGGCCCCGGCUGGACGAGAGGCUCCCGUGCCGUUGUCGCGGGUUGCGGGUCUGCCUGACCUCUUUAUUUUUUUUUUUUUUUCUUAACAUUCUCGCACUGCCCCACUCCCCGUGCUUGUGUCGGCCGGACACGCGGCAGCGGCUGCGUCCCGUCGCUAUGAAGGCGGCGCGGACGCGUUCGUCGUGGCAGGGAGCGAGACCCCGGUAGGGAGAGGCUUUUUCUUUUUGUGGUCUUUACGGUUUGCGCCGAGGAAGCAGAGGGUGUGUGAAAGCUUUCUGGUUACGUGUGCGCGGGAAGUUCCUCGGGUAGGCUGAAGUGGCACCGUCUCUUUCAUUCGCUUUGUUGCUCCCCGACCAUUCAGCUGGAAACAACUGGCUUGAGUGCGCAAAGAGGCAAACGAGCGUUGCGUUGCGACUGAUUAGGCCAGGUCGUCGCAUUGUACUUCUUCACAGCUGAUUGGUUGUAUUGUACCCUCACAAUUGGCUCGUAUGCCACAAGCCCGGUGUUCUCCGAGGCGCGCAUGUUAUGAAACCAUGUGUUAACAGAUAGUGUAGUUUUUGCUAUCAUUAGUCAUCUGCAGUUAAGAGCUAUUCAAGCAUUCGAAAUGCACUGCUCCCAUUCUUCUAGUGUGCUUAUCAAAAACUUGAUUUUGGGUUUUGUUCUCAUGGACCUGCCAUGCUUUCGUUUGUGUAUGUACUGAGGAUCAAAAUCCGCUACAAUGAGUCGUUUGAUUUAAGCAGUUAACAGGGGCACGCUUUGCAGUCAUUAAGAUCUAACUACCAUGAUCAGUAUACAAGUAUACCAAUCGCAUACUUUUCAGCAUCAAAGCCUCACGUCUGAGAGCUUGAAAUUGAAACAUUGUGCAGAGCACAGCUUAAUUUUGCGUAAAUGCCAUCUUGUUAACUCGCAUAGAGCACUGUAAAGAUGGACUGUUACCGACUUUAGGUGCCGCUAUGUUCGAGUUGCUCUGUACUACCCAGUCCGUCAUUGCACAUUAUGUUGACCUUUUCAUUUGCUACUGUGUACUCUAAUCCAUGCUCACCUGCCAAGGCAGAGAGUAACGAAUAUGAAUAUGCUUAUUGGUCAUUAGAAAAUGCAUUUCAAGCCCUUGAUCGACUUGUGUAGUCCUAUUCCUUGCAUUACUUGACCAAAGGGAUGUGGCUUUUCAUUUCUUGUGGGGUGUUUUGGGUACGUGCUAUUUGCCAGGUUAGCAAAGAGUGGAGUACACAUAGUGUGUGCACUUAUGGAUGUCUUCAAAACAAAAAAUCCAUUGAAAUACCAUAUUGAGUACAUAAAAUAUGGCUGCAUUCACAUAAAUGUUGUAAAAGUCUAGAUUCCAUAAAGACUAGUGCCUAUUUUUCAUAUUGCAAAAAGUUCUGUUCCUAUUGGCACUGUGUAGCUGUAUAUUUGUUGCUACUGUAUCUUGAAUGUAGCCCUGGGCAGAGGUUUUAGCAGCUAUCUUGUGCCUGCUCCAGUUAACUGUAAAGGCAAAUGUUUAGAAGCAGAAAUUGCUUGUGCCGAUGCUUCUGUUGUGUGUUCUGAAAGGAUGUGCUGAAAUCAGUCACAUUCAAUAGUUCUGUCCUUGCUCAAAGCGCAGAUGGAAACACUUCAGCUAUUCUUUACACUAGCUUUACAGCUGUACUUGUCUUAAUUGUGACCAUUAAAGACACUGAAAUGGUUUUUAUGCUGGUGUAUUACGCACAUUUAGUGUCAGUUUUUCAAAAUCUAUUAAAGUUUAGUAUUGCUACUGUAAACUGUUUGCCAAGGCAAGUACUGAGGCCAUCUGUUCCCAUGAUUUGACUGUUCUUCCGUCAGCUGGAUGACUGCAUGUUGCUUGUGUAGGAGCAUCAAUCGCUAGCAUGAUGGAAUGAAUUUAACUUGCCUGGCACUGCAAAGGGCAUUGAAAUUGAAAACAAUUUUUACCAUGUUACAGAAUUUGGCAACAUUCCUUGUCUUGGUAUUUAUUUAGCUAUAUAUUUUGUCAAGUUAUGUGCUUGAAUAUCAUCUUUUCUAACCAUUUCAGUGUCUUUCAGAAAAUCGCUAAAAUAAUACUGUUGGUUUCCAUGCAAAAUGUGCCAGACUUGUGCUGUAAGUUUAUGUCGAUGCCCCUCCCUCCCUCUCUCUUUCAUUAGCUGAUAUGGUCGAGAUGCUUGCAAAGAUGAAUACAGCGCUUGAUGGUGUAGUCUAUGAUAACCGGUGUCAAGUUUGUGCAACAUGUGUUGACCGAAGAAUCUGUGAGGCAGGUAGAAAAGGCAGCCUGUUGCACUGUCACGUGUAGCCUAUAUUCUGCUUGGUGAAAUGCUGGGGAAGAUCAUUUGUGAGAUGUGUUAACCUUGAUGAGAGGAAGCACUAUGCUAUUCUCAUAACAUUUCUGUUCUCUUAAAAGAGGACGACCCACUUGCUCCCCCUAGUGUUGAAGUCUCUGUUGCAAAGUGCAAAAGGUACUAGCUUGCCCGAAGCAGCUUCUUCCUUCAUGCGAGUCAGCUUAUUUAUUACCGUGGUUCCCGCUGAGUAGGGAAGAAAGGACUGCCUGCUAUGCCUUUAUAUAUAUAUAUAUAUAGAUAUAUAUAUAUAUGCGUGUGAUGUCUCUCAGCACAGCCUCCUUUUCCCAUUUUACCCCUGCUCUCAUUUCUCUAAAGCCUCUCCUGAAAGGAAAAGAACAGAGUACAAAUUGCUUGUUGCAUUCUCUUUGGUGUGUCUGUAUCCCCUUUGCUGCAACUCGGUAUCUUUGCAAGCAGCUGCGUGUUGAGCAUGUGGACAGUGUGUAGUGUGUUAAUUUGUUGAGAACUCGCGCUGUUUACUGUAUCUAGUUAUUUUUUAAUAUUAUUAUGGUAAGCAUGAAGAAUGGAGUUACUUAAAUCAGAUGCGUGUUGUUUGAGUCAUCUUCACCUUUCAAGCUCUCAGACUCGCCCACCUGUGCUCAUUCUUCUCAUAAACCGGUGCCCAGCCUGAGAGAUAUGUUUAUUGUAGAACAGAUGUUUGCUUCCUAAAAAGCUUCGAGUCACCUGUGCAUUUCUUUUCUACUUGUUCUUAAUCAGGUCAUCACAAUAACUCCUUUCUUGUGGCACAGCACAGCCUUUAGGGCUAGGGUGAGCACUUGAUGCCCCAAUGCUUGUCUCUUGCACUGUCCAAAUUGACUUGGCUCUCUACAGACCCCCGCCCCACAGUCAAACCUUGAUGGAGGCAUUUUUAUCUCAUAGGUGCAUUUGUAGAAGCUUUGGUUGCAUCUCCUGUUCCUUUGAAGGGUCAAGACGAGUGUUCCACAUUUCCCUUGCCACUCUUAUCACACUGUUCAUUUGUCAUGACUUUCCUCUGAGCUUUGACUGGCAGCUUUGCUGAGUUGCUUAGCACUAACCUUGGCCAGGGCAGCCAAAUACAGCCUGCACACCGUUUUCAAAACUAGCUAAAUGAGUGUUCUUGGUGCUGUUGCAGUUUAAGAUAUUGCUUCCUUUGAAUUCUGACCAGACAACCUGAAAAAAGAUGCUUCAGUUGCCCCAAGGCACCUUGUUGAUAAUUUGCUUUGAAAUGCAUGCAAAUGCUUCCAUGUAGCUCAUACAUAUGUUGCACAUGGCAUCUUCGAAAAUCUGUAUGAAAGGAAGUGUGUGAAUGAGUCCAACAUGCUUUAAUGUGUGUUAGUGUUUCAUGUUUAUUGCUAUGCUUUCUCUCUCUUCUCACUCGUCACAACUUUUACCUUUUCUUCUAAAGUACAGCAUCUUGACCAAGCCCACCUGUCAUUGUGUAGGAAUGUGAUGUGCCUUUUAUUGUUUCCUCUUAACAUGUUGUGGGAGCUUGCUUCUUCCCAAUCGACAGCUUGAAAGCAUGAUUGCCAAGCUUUGGGUACACGUUUGUCCACCUCACCGCACUUUGUGGGGAAAUGUCUCGUUCUCUAGAACUGUGCAUAGUGGGUGCCCAGCCUGGUUUGCCUUCCUGACCGCGCAAACGUGGCCCUCCGUGUAUGCAGCUCAUGUCUUCCAUAUUGGGCAGACCCUAUCCUUCUAGCAGGGGAGGGCCUAGUCCCCUUUCUUCAUCACACAUCUCACAUUUUUCACACCUGCGUCACCAUGUGGCCUCCGUAUGUAACCUUUCCCCAUUUAGCUUUCUAUGCUUUCUAUGGAGGCCUUGCUGCAAGCAAAGGCACUGAGCUUCUACCAACACUGUGCUCAGCAGGUCUGGAGUUGUGCGAACGCUCUGUCACUUUACCUGCCCAUGGAACUCGGCAUUAAACUCUUGUGAGGGAGAGAUGGAGUUUUGAUUGGUGGCGCCUCCUGUGGCACUUUUCUUUUUAGCAGUCUAGUAGGCUUUGCAAGUUAAAACAGGGUUGGGCUGAAAAGCCAUUUUUAGGGCACCUUGUCAUGUUGCACUCCUCUUCUCUAGCUUGUUGUGUCUGUUUAUUCUUUCUUCCUCUCGUUUUUACUUAUGAAAGAACACACAAAGAAGUGCCAAAAUCUGUAGCAGCAACGUCGUCGUUGUCUGCGUCUCUUGUUAGGGCUCAGGUUGGGGGGAAUGCAGGGAAACUGAGGAUGCUGUAGCAUCUUUCGUUGGGGUGAAAACACUUAUCACAUCUGCUGCCGUGGCUACAGCUUUGUUAGCAGGCCAAGGCCUUAGUGCCUCACUGCAUCUCUUUCAUGUCUAUUGCAUGCUAAGCAAACCUGUGAAUGUUUUCAGCAAAAGCGCAUUCUUGUGGUACGUGCACGUGCAAAUCACUCUGAAAAGAAAAACUAUUCCAUCCACUCUUUGGUAACAGAAAGAUUAUAUAAGUAUAUACAUAUAUAUAUAUAUAUAAAUAUAUAUAACUGAUGUGUGAACAUACUGUUACGCAGCUAUAGAAGCUAGGCGAAGCCUGCAGAAAGUGCCUGGUCGGUUGGGGGGCUGGGGGGGAUUGUGUAAUCCGUACACUGUUGUUGAGCGUGUGUGUAUAGAUGCACUUUCUUUUAGAUAAGUAGUCUUCUUUCCCCUUAGAAUAGCCAAACGAUUUUGUGCUGCCCUUACUUUUCUUCAGACGCAUGUGUCGAUAUCUGUGGCUCCAAGAAGCAUAUGAAAAAACUUUUCUACGCGUGGUAUGGAAGUGACAAUCCAAUACCAUUCUGCCUGCCUCAAUGCCUUACGAAUACUGUGAAAUAGAAGCAAAUGUACGAAAAAGCAGUGUGUGCGUGCAUGUGUGUUUUAAUAAGUUUGCUCAAGCGUCCUAGACUGUGCUGUAUUAUAUGUUUCUUGUUUCAUUGUAUUGGAGUGUGGAGGCACGAUGAGAAUGACUUAACGAAAGCUUUCCUUUUUCCCAUGCAUUUUUGUACAUAUGUAAAGUGUAAAUAAUACGUUUUUUUUUUUUUUUUAAUAGUAGGUAUGUGUUUUUCCCCUUGUGACCGGUUCCGCUGUCAAAUGCGUGGCUUUGUACAAAUUCUGUCAGAAAUGUACAAAAUGAAAAAAGAUACUUUAUACUGUAAUAAAGGUACAGGUAUCCUA
Messenger RNA from Dermacentor andersoni, 9580 nucleotides. RefSeq names its product mothers against decapentaplegic homolog 6-like. Gene Ontology annotation, biological process: regulation of transcription by RNA polymerase II; cell differentiation; anatomical structure morphogenesis. The record is from RefSeq and is a predicted model, not a curated record. Gene Ontology annotation, molecular function: transcription regulator inhibitor activity; I-SMAD binding. Gene Ontology annotation, cellular component: heteromeric SMAD protein complex. Lineage: Eukaryota; Metazoa; Arthropoda; Arachnida; Ixodida; Ixodidae.